Molecule: messenger RNA, 2573 nt
Organism: Camellia sinensis
Lineage: Eukaryota; Viridiplantae; Streptophyta; Magnoliopsida; Ericales; Theaceae
Product: protein indeterminate-domain 12
Cellular component (GO): nucleus
Molecular function (GO): DNA-binding transcription factor activity
Source: RefSeq, a predicted model, not a curated record
UCUCUCUCUCUCUCUCUCUCUCUCUUGCAGAAUUCUUAGUUUUUUUUUUUAUUUUUGUUUAUGGGUUUUAUAGUUUCUUUUUUACUUGGGGUUUCUUUCGAUUUCUUGUAAUUUUUUUCAAGUACUCUAAUUUGUCACCCUCCUUCUCCCCGUAGUCUGUCACUGUAAUCAUCACCUUCUGUACACACCAUCUCUACUACUAGUGAAACUGAUAAUGUUUCUUUUGAACACAAUCUCUUUCUUUUUGGGUAUAUGGAUAUAAUAAUAGCUACAAAAGGAUGAGAUUAUUGGGUGGUGGUGGUGGUGGAGAUCAGAGAGCAGAGUAUUGAACAAAAAUCAUAUUCUUGUCUGUUGUUUCCAUGUUCUUGAUUGCUUGGGUGGUGGUGGUGCGUUAAUUAAGAAGAAAUUUGAAAAAAAGAGAGAUAUCACAAUUUUGUUUGCAGAGUUUCUCAGAGAAACUCAAAAUCCAUUAUAAGCCAUCAUCUCAUCACGAGAUUUUUCCCCUUUGCCACCCAUUGAAUGAUAUGCCUAUCUGUAGCCAAGUGUCACUGCCACCUGUUCUUCAUCAACAAUCCACUGCCUAGUUGUAUCCAAAUCUUGGACUCUCUCUCUCUCUCUCUCUCUCUCUCUCUCUCAAUUGUUGUUUUCUAGCUCUUGUUGUUUUCUUUGAAAAAGUCUGAAGUGGGUUGUUACAACAAGAGCUUGAUAGUGCAAUAAAUCAAAGAAAUACAGAGAUCAGAGAGAGUAGUAGAAGUAGUAGUAGUAGUAGUAGUGGGUUUGUUUUGUUUUUGUUUUUUUUUUGUUGGAGUGUUGUUGUUCUUCUUCUUCAGAAGCAAAUGUUUGUUGCAGUGACGUCUAAGUCUAACUCAACUUCUUUGUCUGAGGAAGCUAAUAAUAGUGUUUCUUCUUCAUCUGGGACUAGAGUCCACCAGGACUUGAGUUGCCUAAAUCCAAUGGUUUCAACCAUUCCCCCUCCACAGCAGCCACAGAAGAUCAAGAAGAAGAGAAACCUCCCUGGAAACCCAGACCCAGAUGCAGAAGUGAUAUCAUUAUCACCAAAGACCCUUAUGGCUACCAACAGAUUUGUGUGUGAGAUCUGCAAGAAAGGAUUUCAGAGAGAUCAGAACCUUCAGCUUCACAGGAGAGGACACAACCUUCCAUGGAAGCUGAAGCAAAGAAACAACAAAGAGACUAGAAAGAGGGUGUAUGUUUGCCCAGAACCAAGCUGUGUUCAUCACCACCCUUCAAGGGCUCUUGGUGAUCUCACUGGAAUCAAGAAACACUUCUGCAGAAAACAUGGGGAAAAGAAAUGGAAAUGUGAGAAAUGCUCUAAGAUCUAUGCUGUUCAAUCUGAUUGGAAGGCUCACUCUAAAACCUGUGGAACAAGGGAGUAUAGAUGCGACUGCGGUACUCUUUUCUCCAGGAAGGAUAGCUUCAUUACCCACAGAGCAUUCUGUGAUGCCUUGGCUGAAGAAAGUGCUAGGCUCUCAGUCGCAGCUAACCAAUUGGGAAACCUAACUCCCCAUCCCUUCCAUCUCCUCCACCACCCUCCUCAUAGCCCACCUAAUCUCUUGACUUUCUCAUCCCACCACCACCACCAACCACCACCACAACAACAACACCAACACCACUUCCCAAAUCCACAACAACAAAUUCACAUCUUUCUCAAUCCAUGGGACCCACCUCAAAACCCUAACCCUAACCCUAACCCUAGUCCCCUCAACCAAAACCCACUUCAUAUCAAGCAUGAACCUGUCCACCUCCCCAUCCCACAACCACCACAACAACAACAACAACAACAACCCAUCUCUUCCUCACCAUUUUUCCAACCACCACCAACCCACAAGAAUAUGGCCACCUCACCCUUCCAAAACCUCCAUGUCAGUACACAAGCCACCUCAAACAUUGCCACGUCAGCUGACCUCUCAGCCACUGCACUCCUUCAGAAGGCUGCAACAGUUGGCUCACAGACAGUUGGCCACGUGGCAUCUACCAUGUCUCCGGAGUACCACCUGGGCUUCACGUCGGGGAAUAUUGCCACGUGGCAAAAAAGUGACAGCCUGACCAGAGACUUUUUGGGUCUAACAGGAGACUGUGAUGAUGGGGGUGUUGACGUUAACGUGAACGUGAGGAAUCUGCUAUCGUUCACGGGGGGCGUAGAGUUCCCAGCAGCAGCAACAUAUAAUGAGCGUGACCACACACUGUUGAAGGCCCAAGCCCAAGGCUUUGGGUUUGGGUUUGCCGAGCCUCCUCCUCCUCCUGCCUCGGAAACAUGGGGGAACUGUUGAAGCCUUUUGUGUACAAGAGGGGUAAGACGGUCAUUUAAGACUCUACCCUUCUCAAAAUGACCAAAAUAUCCCUUCUCAAGAAGGAAAAACCCAAAAAAAAAAAAAACUUUUUGUCACUUAUUUUCUCUGUAAUCUUUCCUUUACAUAUAAUUUCAUAUCAUGUUUUGUUUUUUCUCCUGUUUCUUUUUUCUUUUUUUAAGUUGGAGUAGUCACUUUAUACUGGGUGUGGGUGGCUGCUGCGCUUAUCUUUUACUUUUUGUUUAUGAAUUUGCAUUUCAUUUUUUU